CGCCCUCUCACCAGCGCCGUCGCCGUCCCUUGAGUCUUCUGCCUAUUUAGAUGGAGGGAUCAGCCGGCAGAUCAACGAGCACGGAGACGCAGGCGCCCAAGGAAUCAGAGACGUUGGCACCGAUGGGUCGGGAUGGUAGCCACGAGGAGCAGGUGACGCGGAGUGACUCUGAAUUCAAAUCAGAGGUGGGGGCAGAGUCAGUGAAGUGUUCGGAUACCAACGAGGGGAUGUCCAUGGUCAAAUCAGACAAGUUGAUACUCGAACCUGCAGAGCCCAGCACCACCAAUGCAAUGACCAGAUUGGAACAGUACUCCGUCCAAGAUGACACCGAUCAUGACAAGAUGGACAUAGGCAAAUCAGGCACACUAUUGACCAUGGAGGCCAAGGAGAAGGCCGCUGAGGAGAUGGCUCACGAGGCCGAGAUGUUCGCUUGGUACAUUGAGGGUUGGGAAUCGGAAUGGGGUAAAACCUGCGGUUCCUUCACAGACCAAACGGUGCUGAGUUCCACGUGUUUUGUACACUACACACCUGGACGCAUGCCACAGAUUCGUAGAGGGUCUACCCCGGACACCUUGCAGGUCUUCUCCAUCAAGCUUGCAGAAAUAACCGGUGGCCUCCGAUGGCCAUUGUCUGUGUACGGCGUGGUCGCCGCCCGAGACACCGUGGAUCACAACCGCAAUCUUAUCUUCUCUUGCGAUAGGAGCCAUGCCCAAGAACUGAAACAAGAUGAUCCUUUUUUGCACUUGAUUGGCCCGUCCCGUGCAAUUGUGUUUGAGGACAUGCUCGACUUCGAAAUCCAAUUAAAAGUGAAAGGUACAACCCAGUCUGAAGAUGAAGCACUGAUCAGACAUGUAUGCAGUUACGCGGGAGGAGGAUAUGGUCCUGGUGUAACUAUUGAGAACUGUUUCUGCUCGCUGGAGUUAUGCCUGCAGCGAGUUACUCGAUCGGUCCAGGCCACUAUUGUGAGUGUCCAGGUUGUGAAAGGGUCAUGGCCCUUUGAAUAUGGCGGACGAGUUGCUUGCUACUCGCUGUCAGGAGAAUUUGUGCCCACGGAUAGGGGAGUUGUCCGUGCUAUUGAUCCCUCGUCCAGCCAAAUUGUGCUGCAUGAUUCAAAAGAUGGAGCGGAACUGAAAGGUUUCCAUGGUUAUGUGCAUCUUUCGAGGCGGGUUGUUUCGGUAGGAAUUAGAGGAAUGUUGGAUGUUGAGAUACAAGCCUAUUCCAAAUCUGGUGAUACCGCUACACGAGGUCAUGUCAGUUUCCUGCCCAAACUUUGCAACAUAAGCCAUGAGAAAUGUGACCUAGAUGGCGCUGAGGUAGUGGUUACUGUUGCUUGGUCUCUUGUCCCUACGGACAAGCGGGACAUCAUGGCAGAGGGAUGGAGCGGCGCGAAGGUUAUUUGAAGCUUGCGGGUGGAAGAUCAAUAGUGGGGAAGGCAAAAAGGAGUGGCAAAAUUAAGAGAACACCAACUGAUUUCCAUGUAGUUUAUUGGAGUUUGAUAUAAUUUAUGUACUCCCUCCUUUUUUGUUUACUCUGUAUAUUAGUUUUACCUUAACUCAAACUUUGUAAAUUUUGAUCAAGUUUAUUAUUGAAAAUAUAUU
This is a messenger RNA of Triticum aestivum (bread wheat), 1598 nucleotides long. RefSeq lists its product as uncharacterized. Bases 51 to 1400 code for a protein of 449 amino acids. The transcript has 3 exons. The record is from RefSeq and is a predicted model, not a curated record. Lineage: Eukaryota; Viridiplantae; Streptophyta; Magnoliopsida; Poales; Poaceae.